Molecule: messenger RNA, 1259 nt
Organism: Tigriopus californicus
Lineage: Eukaryota; Metazoa; Arthropoda; Copepoda; Harpacticoida; Harpacticidae
Exons: 2
Coding region: 103-1212 (369 amino acids)
Source: RefSeq, a predicted model, not a curated record
AAAUCACGAGUAAUCGAAUUCACGUUCAAAGCUUGAGAUAAAGGCUUCGACGUAAAAAGCCACUACCAACUUCAGUACUAGAUACAAAUACAGUCCAAUAGGAUGAAGUUUAUGUUUUUCCUGGGUCUUUUGGCAUUUGGCCAUGUUUCAGCGAACCAAGUUCCAGUGUUCCAAUUCGAAACACUUUUAUAUAAUAUGGAGCACGAUCGCAGCGAGUUUGUUCAGGAAGCCGUGAAAAAUGUGGGAGCUUUCAUCAUUUCUGGCCUGCCUAAUAGUGAAGAAUACACCCUAGCCUUAGAGCACCUCCAAACCGAUGCACGAAACUGUUUGGACACGUCUAAAAAUGUGGUCAAGGCUAAUUAUGGAACUGUGGAACGAAUCACCAGUGCACUCUUCAGUGAGGAUGAGACCACUGCCCAUCCUGAAUGUUUGAACACACAGGCUAUUGAAAGUGGCUUCAACGAGGUUGGAAUACUGGUCAAGAAUUUGAUUGGCAUGAUCAACGAGGAAUUGCCGUUUUACUACGAGGACAGAGACACCCGAACUUUGGCUCGAACUUAUUUGUCUAACGCCCCUUAUUUGGACCAUGUUCAUCUUUACAAGCAAAUUGAGGAUCCCUCCCAAGAAUUUGGAACAUUACCCCUACACCAAGAUAAUGGUCUUUUUCUUCUGGUUACACCCUCUAAGAUUCAACCUUUGAUGAUAAAGGACAACCAAGGGAACAUGUUAACUGCUAAUGAAGGAGAUGUGAUCGUGGUAUUUGGUCGGGCUAUGGAUGAAUGGUUGUUCCAAAACGAGCUCACUCAAAGAUUCCAAGCUGCUCCUCAUGGUGUUCCAGCCAUGGUCAAAGGUGAAGACCGUGUGGUCUACGCCCGCAUGUAUGUGGCUCCCACCAAGGCUGUCCCUGACUUCGCACCCAACACCAAAACGUUUGGAGCCAUUUUCUACGACAAUGGCCCCGCAGCUCAACACGUGUCGGAUCUUUGUUCAUCCGGGGGCGAAUUCAUUCAAGCAACCCGCGACAUGUGUCCCGAGGGCACUGAAUAUUGCUGGAUGGCUUGUUUGCCCAUUUCUGAAGGGUGUCCUUUGGAGAAUCAGCAAUGCAAUAAUUCAGGGGGAGAAUCGUGCUGUCUGGAAGGGCAAACCACCGCUGAUGGAUGUUUGGACAUGGAUACGUCUUGCACUUGGGCGUGUGCCACUAAAGAUGUGUAAAUAUACCAAUUCAUUGAUUGCUUACCAUAAAGGUCUUCUCUAACACA